Messenger RNA from Metopolophium dirhodum (rose-grain aphid), 603 nucleotides. It is a transcript of the gene grnd, whose product is annotated as protein grindelwald. The transcript is spliced from 5 exons. The coding region runs from base 1 to 603 and encodes 200 amino acids. The record is from RefSeq and is a predicted model, not a curated record. NCBI's taxonomy places the organism in Eukaryota, Metazoa, Arthropoda, Insecta, Hemiptera, Aphididae.
AUGUGGCAUCAGUCAAUGGGCUUGACAAUGAGGAAGAUAUGCGGUGAGCUUGAGUGCCCCGAGUACUACAUGUGCCAGAGCCACGAUCUCCAGUGUUACCCGUGUCAUUCGUACUGCAACCAGUCAUCGCACAACUUCGACGCCCAUAUAUGCGAACGGCAGUGCCAAGAUUACAUACAUGACUACAUUAAGCAUUACGUUAAAGCUGAGGAAAUCCAAGAUUCACUUCAGGAAAAGGAGAUCCUGCAGUUUUUGUUGAUUUGUGUUAUGGUGUUGAUAAUCAUUACGCUCGUCUUAAUAUCUAUCAUGACGGUGCUUAUAUGUAACCGCAAGAGGUUAGUGUGGACGAUUGAGAACGAAGGCGAAAUUUCAUCUUUAACAAAUAAAACGGACUUUUCAAAGCUAAAAGAUAAUGAGGUGAGCUUGGAGAACGAGACUGUGGACAACCCGAUGACGAUGAUGGCCGUGCCGACCAGAUACAUGACUCCCUCGUCAUCGAACAAGUUUCCCUGCGAGGAUAUCACACUUGAGACCCAGGAUUUUACCGGGUAUGACAACCUAGGGAUGUGGAAAGUAUCCCCCGAACUCUGUAGCAAACUGUAA